Episyrphus balteatus (marmalade hoverfly) is the source of this 958-nucleotide messenger RNA. It is a transcript of the gene Sbds, whose product is annotated as ribosome maturation protein SBDS. The transcript is spliced from 2 exons. The record is from RefSeq and is a predicted model, not a curated record. Lineage: Eukaryota; Metazoa; Arthropoda; Insecta; Diptera; Syrphidae. The coding region runs from base 96 to 854 and encodes 252 amino acids. Gene Ontology annotation, biological process: cytosolic ribosome assembly; ribosome biogenesis.
UCAGAAUUCGGAAUAAAAACACCUCAACAAACGAGGAACAAAUCCAAAAUAAAUAAUUUUCAAUCAAGUGCGUAUUUUUUAAAAAAUUAUUAAAAAUGUCCAAAAUAUUUACUCCAACAAAUCAAAUUCGUUUAACAAAUGUUGCAAUUGUUCGCCUAAAAAAAGGUGGUAAACGAUUUGAAAUUGCUUGUUAUAAAAAUAAAGUUUUAUCAUGGAGAAGUAAUGUUGAAAAAGACAUUGAUGAAGUUCUUCAAACCCACACAGUCUUUACAAAUGUCUCAAAAGGCCAGGCAGCCAAAAAAGAUGAAUUGGUCAAAGCAUUUGGAAAAUCCGAUGAAACAGAAAUUUGCAAAGAAAUCCUUAGCAAAGGUGAAUUGCAAAUAUCCGACAAGGAACGACAAUCAGCCAUGGAUACACAAUUCAAUAGUGUUGUCAAUAGUGUGGCUGCAUUGUGUGUUAAUCCCGAAACACGACGACCAUAUCCAAGCACAAUUAUCGAGAAGUCUUUGAAAGAUGCACAUUUCUCUGUUAAAUUGAAUAAAAAUACCAAACAACAAACUUUGGAAGCAAUCAAAUUAUUGAAAGAACAAGAAUUUCCAUUAGAUCGAUCGAGAAUGAAAGUUAAGGUGACUUUCCCCGGCAAAGAUGCUGCCAAAUCAAAGGAAGCUCUUGUUAAAUUAGCCACGCAUGUUGAGAAUGAAGAAUGGGAAGAUUCAACUUUGAAUCUUGUUUUACUUAUUGAUCCGGGCAAUUAUAGAAAUAUUGAUGAGUUGGUGAGAACUGCAUCCAAAGGAAAGGGAUUGGUUGAAUUAUUAGAGCUCAAAGAAGUCGUUGAAAGCGAAGAAAUAUUUUAAUCAAUCGCUCAUUUGAAAAUAAAAAUUGUUUUAAUAUAUUUUUUUAUAUAAUUUUUUUAUAAGUUAUAACUAACAAUAAAAAAGAUAUUAAAAAUUGUUUGAAA